CGCUUAUUCACAAGUCCACAGCUUUCGUUGUCAAUUGAUAAAAAGAAAUGAUCGCCCGUCUCCUUCUGACAUACGUCUGUCUCUUACAAUUUCUCAUUUCACCGUUCACUUGUUUAGCAAGUUGCGAUGGCUUGCUGUGACCGAGUUCCUACCGUUUACGCACGAAUUCUAGUUCGACUUUACACCUCAGAGUUUUAGAGGUGAAAUUUCUCUGCUGGAGAAAGUGCGAUAGAACUCUUUCAAAGUAAUCCUCCCCCGGCACUAUGUAUGUUUCUUAUUUCACAGUGUUAAGUUGGUCACUCGGCUAGUGGGUUCUUCAUAGUGACACCGCCCGCACGUCUUCAUUAUAACACCUGAUUCACCAAGAAAAUAACGUAUAUAAAAAAUGUGCGCAAACCCGUUGAAGCAGUGUCGGCACUAAAAAUAGCUAUUUUAAAAAUAAAAUGUUCAAGGAGUUCCGUUGAGAUUGAGGAAAGUUUUUGAAAAGUAGAUUUGCGCGGGAAGAGGUGUUACGUCAAAAUGACAUUUAAAAAGUGCAUGCAUUUGGGAAGAUCGCGGUGUGAAGUGUUACCGUUUUUGUUGUUGUUUGUGUUCUUAGCUGUAUUGGACAAUUUCACAAGCAAUGCUCAAGAAUAUAGCAGAGAAUCAAGAAAACUGUUUGGAGGGUACCGGAUAACGCCGUCCCAGUGCAAGGCGUCGAGAGCAGCCAAAUACAACAGGGGCAACAAAAUCUGCAUGUUCAACCACGAAUGUGUGCAACGAGGCGGCGAAGUGGUCGGAACCUGCAUGGAUGGCUUCCUCUUCGGAGCGUGCUGCCAACUCAAAUCGGAUAGCCAAUCUCACAUCCCGAAAGGGCCCGGGGUUGUCAUGACCAGUUAUCUAGACUACCCCGACGCUGAGUCUGAAACAGACGAUUAUGAUUCGGAACAACUCAGUGCCUUACAUAACAGUUUCAAACCUAUAGUCACGCCUGGAUAUAGGCCCGGAUCAUCACCGGUUACAGCUGCACCUGACGUAAAAACAACGCAAGGAGAUGACACUGACAUUUCUGAAGGCCUAAGUCAAAUCACUAAUUCGUUGCUCAGUUACCCUCCCAAGGAUAGUAACCUUUAUGUGAAACCUGUCCAACAAGGCAGCAUUUACACGCACAGUAGUAUAGACUAUAAUAUGGCUGAUACAGUCCUCUUUAAUAUAAAUGGUUCGAUAGCUGAUAAUAUAGUCAGACCCUCAGAUUUCAACGUCCAGAUAUCUUCGAUGCAAACAAAACCGACUGUUAGUCCAAUGUCGUCAACGCCAACUUCCACACCUAAAACUGUGUCAACGCACCACCCUGUAUACACCAAACCAGUUUUCAAACCAAAACCAGCGAACAAAACUACAACGAAAAAUCCCUCAACAGAAAAUUAUAUUAUGGUAUCUACGGUCACUAAAGAAAGUCAGAAGAUAACCGAGUUGUCAUCAAUAGAUUCAAUUAUACAAAUGCUAAACGAUAGCACUCCAAGUAUCAAAGAAGAAGUGACUUCACCUACGUCGUUUGACACAAUGGAAACUAAAUCCUCACCACUUCCAACAGGAACUGUACCGCCUGUUUCGUACAGCAGUGGCUAUCCCGAUUACAAUGCGUCGACGGGACACUACGUGACAUUGAAACCUACCCCAAAACCAUCUAGCGUAACAUAUCCUUCUAAACUACCUACGUUUAGCACAAAGAAACCAGUGUAUCCAACAGCAACAACAAGACCAACAAUCGAGAAGUCUACUAUAAACCCUUACUAUUCAUCUCCGCUCCCUAGUCAAUCUACUAGUCAAGCAAUAGACGCAUUCAAUAGAUACCCCUCAGAUCCUGGCAAUUUUGGCAGUUCCUUAACAACAUUCAGUUAUGUCAGCUCAAGCACAACUCCCCCAACAACAACUACAAGAAAACCACCGUCAACAAGCUACGUAACCGGAUCGAAACCUUUAAGAAGACCUGUUACUCCCCCAAGCAGCAUUGAAACGAGUUACGACGUCGCUCCAGAUACGUUCUCCAGUGUAACACCGACAGUCAUCGUAUUGAACGGCUACCAGACACCGCAACCAGAGCUCACAUCGCAAAAAGAACCUGAAUUCGUCGAGAUCUCUCAAGAGCCGUUCAAAAAGCCCGUCAGCCAGAUAACUGUUAACAAUCACAUACAAUCGACGAAUAACAUUUACAUGGGCAAACCACCGCCGAAUUACGAACGUCCCGCAUCCGCAACUGUAGUUAUAACUCCUAAGCCACCACCGAACACGACUCCUUAUCCAAUCAAAUCGACUACACGACCGGUGUUCUCGUCAUCAACAAGCCCGAUUCCCAGUCUCGAGUCUUAUACAGAAUAUUAUUCUCCGACGACUUUGAGACCUGAACUACAAACUUCACCCGAUGACUCGAUAAACUUCCCUCCUGUUAGGAAUCCAAUGCUCAAUGCAACUGGUUCAAAUCCGGCAAUGUAUAAUACUAGUAUAUCUUUAUCAGACAGUGACGUAGACUUGCUGCAAGACAUAGAAUUUACUACACCUACAUGGCAGGAGGACGAAAAACUAAACGAAAAAAUGAAUUUGUUCGUCAACAAAAUCGUUGGUAGCCUCCAGGGCACCUUCCAAGAACUUCAUGACAUUGUUAUAUUAGAUAAAAAGCCUAAUACAACACUCAAACCGACUACAGCUAAACCUUUGAGAAGACCUACCACUAAAAAACCUGUCUUAACGACUAAAAAGCCACUGAGAGUUACAACAACUACCAGGCGACCUACAGUAAAAACGACUAAAAAACCGACUAGACUAACUACUAUUUAUAGGCUUCCGACUACAACCACUCCCGCCCCCACCACUACAACUAAGCAACCGGUGACGACUACGAAAAGACCCAAGCCGACUAAGAAGGUGACGACUACUGUAGCCCCGACGACGACGGUGACUACGGAACUGGCUGACGAGGUGACUACGGACUCAGUAGUCUACGAGCAAGUCGACUACAAUGAUAAAAAUUUGUGCGGUGUCCGGCCCCUAGUGAAGUCGGGUCGUAUAGUUGGCGGCAAGAAUGCUCGCUUCGGCGAGUUUCCCUGGCAAGUACUGGUCCGAGAGUCCACCUGGUUGGGUCUCUUCACUAAGAACAAGUGCGGCGGCGUCCUCAUCACUAGCAGAUUUGUCACCACUGCUGCUCAUUGCCAACCUGGCUUUUUGGCGUCACUGGUAGCUGUGUUCGGAGAGAACGAUAUAUCCGGUGACAAGGAGCCCAGAAGACCCGUAUCUAGGAACGUUAGACGCGUUAUAGUCCAUCGACAGUACGACGCAGCGACCUUCGAAAACGAUCUAGCUUUAUUGGAGUUGGAAUCGCCGAUAAAAUUUGACGCUCAUAUUGUGCCAAUAUGCAUGCCUCCGGACGAAGCAGACUUCACUGGACGAAUGGCCACUGUCACAGGCUGGGGACGUCUCAAGUACGGCGGCGGAGUUCCUGCAGUCCUACAAGAAGUCCAGGUUCCGGUGAUAGAAAACAACGCCUGCCAGGAGAUGUUCCAGACAGCAGGGCAUUCCAAGAAGAUACUUAAUUCAUUCAUAUGUGCUGGAUAUGCGAAUGGGCAGAAAGAUUCGUGUGAAGGUGACAGCGGCGGACCUUUAGUUCUUCAAAGGGAAGAUGGCAGAUGGCAACUAGUAGGCACAGUAUCUCACGGUAUUAAGUGUGCAGCACCAUUUCUACCAGGCGUUUAUAUGAGAACAACUUUCUAUAAACCAUGGCUAAAGAGUAUCACCGGAGUCCACUGAAGAGAUGCAGGGAAGACUGGGUUACCAAUUUUGUGAUCAGGCAGUUUCAUUAGAAACAGACUCAGCAAUAUGUUAAUAUUUUGUAAAGUAAAAGCUCAAACGUUUAAACUAUUGAUGUUAUUGUUUCAUGUUGUAAUUAUUGUAAAAAAUAAAUAUUUUUAUUGUAACCUCAAGGUGAAUGAAUAUAUGACGCUUCGCAAAAUGAAAUGAUAAACAAAGCUGUUUAUAAUGUCAAAAAGCUCUCUAUGCUAUUUAACAAUUCAAAUAUUUGUUUUUACUUUUACUGCUUUGGAUAGUCGCAAAUUCAAUAGCAUGUUAUUAAUAAAAACUUUAAAUAUUUCCAAAUUUAUUCAUAUAUUUUAAAUUAAUAUUAUUAAUUUAAAUUAAAACAAUGAUCAAAUUUAUCUGAAAUGAAUUGAAUCAAUCAUGUAAAAAAAAUUGUACAUUAUAAUUGCAUUUAUUUAAAUAUUGAUAGUAUUAAUUUUAGUAUUAAGACUGAAAGGAGAGAAGCUGUUGAGUGAAUGCUAAAAAACAUUAUUUUAAUCUGUUUUAUUGUAACAACUCUAAAUCCCUGUGAAUCUAGUUUAUCCAAUGAGUCAUUGACUUUUAAUAAAGCAAUUAAUUUGACAAUUAUAAUGAACUUUAUUCUAAUAAAUGUUAAUGAAUAACUUUCUAAUAAAAUGCUAUAUAAAUAUGGGCAUUAAGAUUUGAAAGAUAAAAUGUGACAAAAUAAUGUGAGAAAAAUGUUUAAAAUACAGAAAUACAGAAGGGUUUAAGCUAAACAGAAAUAAACAGGAACUAAACAAAAAUUCUCGAAAGAAAAAUUUCGACUGUAGUUACUUAAUAUGAAAAUCAAGCUUGAACCCCAGCUAGGUCAACUUAAAAAAAUAACUUCUCCUAAGGUGUACUGUGUUUUAGAUUUAUAUGUUACUCGAAUUGUCGUUGUUCCAUAUUCCUUAUAACAAGUACUGUACUUCGUCAUCAGAUGCAAUUAUGCCUUUUAUUUAUUUUUAUAAUAAUAGAAAUAUUAUAACUUAAACCGUAUUUUUUGUGGUUAAUUAAACUCUGGACUCUAAUAAACAGAUUUCUUUUCACUAAAUAAUGUGAUGUAAGACGAGUGAAUUGUAAAGAGAGAAGUCUUUGAAACGCUCAAUUUAAGAUUUAGUCUAAUAUGUAAGUAGAAACUGUUAUUGACUGUUACGCAUUUAUUUAAUAAAUUUUAA
Messenger RNA from Chilo suppressalis (striped riceborer), 5003 nucleotides. Lineage: Eukaryota; Metazoa; Arthropoda; Insecta; Lepidoptera; Crambidae. The record is from the annotation of a GenBank genome assembly.